This is a messenger RNA of Candidozyma auris, 1818 nucleotides long. RefSeq names its product Sfl2p (gene SFL2). The record is from RefSeq and is a predicted model, not a curated record. Gene Ontology annotation, biological process: regulation of DNA-templated transcription. NCBI's taxonomy places the organism in Eukaryota, Fungi, Ascomycota, Pichiomycetes, Serinales, Metschnikowiaceae. The coding region runs from base 1 to 1818 and encodes 605 amino acids. Gene Ontology annotation, molecular function: sequence-specific DNA binding; DNA-binding transcription factor activity. The transcript has a single exon.
AUGACUUCGAAGCAGGAUCCCCCCGUCAAGAAAAACGCCUUCGUGCACAAGCUCUACGGGAUGCUCAACAACCCAAAGUUGGCCCAUCUCAUCUGGUGGACUGGAAAGGAAGACAGCAACACGUUUGCCCUCUAUCCCAGCAAGGAGUUCGCCGACGCGCUCCUGGACUACUUCAAGCACGGCAACGUGGCGUCGUUUGUUCGUCAGUUGCACAUGUACGGCUUCCACAAGAUCCUGGACCCGCUGCUGGCGUACCACGACAAGGACCUGCCCGUGUGGGAGUUUCGGCACCUGCUGGGCAAGUUUCGCAAGAACGACGAGCUGCUAUUGGUGUACAUCAAGCGGCGGUCCUCGUCGAACCUGCGCAACUCGCUGUUAGUCGAAGGCAGCGAGCCCCUGCUGUUUGACGCUGGCGGGACCCCGGCCAUGAGUGCUGCUGCUGGUGCUGCUGCGUCCUCGUCGAAUCCCGUCCACCAGUACUAUAACAGGCCCAGCUACCACUACUAUUACGCUGUGCCGGGCCAGUGGCCGCAGGCAAACCACCCAAACCACCCGGCGACGUUGGCCCAGCACCAUCCUCAGCAGCAUCCUCCUACACAGCCUCAGCAUCCCCAGCAUCCUCAGCAUCCUCAGCAUCCUCAGGCGUACCUCGUGGGCCCUCUGCAUCCCCAGCAUCUUCAGCAUCUCCAGCACCUCCCGCCUCAGCAUCUGCACCUCCACCUUCAACACAUCCCCCAGCAAAUGCCGCUUCCGUACCAGCAACCGCCCGGCCAGAAGCCGCUCCCGCCUCAUAAUCUACUGCAGCAGCACGGUGUUAUGCUCCCGCCUCCCACGCCCAAGAACCACGAAAAGCUCCCGUCAACUGCUCACUUGCCGUCUCCUCGGAAACAGCCCGACUCUCCGUCGACCAGGGCGCCGCUGCUCCCAACGUACGCUGCCCCAGCAGACCACGAGCAGCGCUCAUCUUCGGCAGCGUCAACUCCACAGUUCAGAAAACCCUGGGAGCUGGCGGCAGAGGCUGAGCAGAGACCUCGGUACCCGUCGCUCUUGCUCGAUCCAUUGGCCUCCAAUGCUCAUCACAGAAACUCAGAAGCGAUCAAGCUACCGCCUUUGGUGCCCCGAGAUCAGCUUAGUCCAGCGCUCGGGCAGCCCCCUACCGCUUCAGCUGCGCCCACCACAUCAACUGCGCCAGCAGUACCAGCUACCCCAGUAGCCUCAACAGCCACUUCGGCUCCUCCAUCGUCCUCCACCCCCACCGGCUCCCUUCCUGCUCCUUCCACAUCGAUGUCUUCUGUUCCCAUUCGCAAAUUUGUCUACGAUAAGCUACGUCCGCUGCUCAUAGAGCUCCACUCGACUUCGCUUCCGCCAGUCGGGUCUGUCACCAGCACGUCGUCAGCGCCUAACAGCCUCAGUCUGGCCUCCACAACCCCCACGCGAUCUUCACUAGUCGGAUCCCAUUUCGACUCGAUUGGGUCAGGGCUGGGGUCGAUCUUUUCGGGAGCGUCGUCCAUCUCCUCGCUUUCUAGCGGCAACCGUCUGUCGUUUGGGUCGAUUUCCUACGAGGAGCGCAAGACGUCGCUCGUGGCGCCCCAUGAGCGGCCGCUGUCGCCGCAAGUUAGCGGCACAGGCACAGUUUCUACGAUUGAAGAGGAUAAAAAAGGCGAGGAGGCCUUCAGCACGCCUGGAACGCCACUUUUCAAGGCCAAGGUGUCGUACUUGCUUGACUCAGGCAAUGGCGUUAAGAGACAGAAGAGCGAGGUAGAAGACGACAAAGAGGCACAGGAGACGAAGCGGGCGGCCGUGAAGAACUCAACAUGA